Messenger RNA from Acaulospora morrowiae, 486 nucleotides. NCBI's taxonomy places the organism in Eukaryota, Fungi, Glomeromycota, Glomeromycetes, Diversisporales, Acaulosporaceae. The record is from the annotation of a GenBank genome assembly.
AUGCUGGCAAUUCCUAAAAUUUCUGAAACAAUAGAAGAAUAUCAAACAAUAGUUAAAUAUUUUCAAUUAAAAUUUAUUUCAGAUGAUAUUCAAAAAAACUCUAUUAUAAAAUUCAAUUUUAUUCAUUAUUAUAAAAAUUUUGAAAUUGAUAAAAAUGAAAUUCUUUAUAUUAAACCGGUUAUAAAGAAUGCUGUUACUUCUGAAUUUGCUAUCUGUGAAAUUACUACUGUCCAAGCUGCUGCCUCCAAAUUUACUAAUCAAAUUGUUAUCCAUGAAACCACCAAUACUAUUCAAGAUACUGCUUUCGAAACUAUCAAUGCUAUUCAAGUUACUACUUCUGAAACUAUGAAUACUAUUCAAGCUACUGCCCCCAAAACUACCAUCCAGAAUGUUAAAUCCAAAGCAGUAGAAGAAUAUAUUUUACAAACAUUAGAACUUCAGCAAUCCAUAAACACAUCACUUGAAAAAUAUCAUAUCAUAAUAUGA